Hippopotamus amphibius kiboko is the source of this 906-nucleotide messenger RNA. Its product is annotated as MKI67 FHA domain-interacting nucleolar phosphoprotein-like. The transcript has a single exon. The record is from RefSeq and is a predicted model, not a curated record. Gene Ontology annotation, biological process: maturation of LSU-rRNA from tricistronic rRNA transcript (SSU-rRNA, 5.8S rRNA, LSU-rRNA). Lineage: Eukaryota; Metazoa; Chordata; Mammalia; Artiodactyla; Hippopotamidae. The coding region runs from base 22 to 906 and encodes 294 amino acids. Gene Ontology annotation, molecular function: RNA binding. Gene Ontology annotation, cellular component: nucleolus.
UUCCGUCUGUGAGCUGGCGGCAUGGCGGCCCUCACUGCCCCGGCCAAGCCGCUCCUGUCCCUGAACCCGCAGGAGGAUACCAAGUUUAAGAAGGAGGUGGCGCAGGUACGCCGGCGCGCAACCAAGCAACAGGAGAAACAAAAACUUACUCCCGGAGUAAUCUAUGUGGGCCACUUACCGCCAUCACUUUAUGAAACCCAGAUCCGAGCAUAUUUCUCCCAGUUUGGCACUGUUACGAGAUUCAGGCUGUCCAGGAGUAAAAAGACUGGAAAUGGCAAAGGCUAUGGCUUUGUGGAGUUUGAAUCUGAAGAUGUUGCCAAAAUAGCUGCUGAAACAAUGAACAACUACCUUUUUGGUGAAAGACUCCUGAAGUGUCAUGUUAUACCACCUGAAAAAGCACAUGAAGAACUUUUUAGAGAGUGGCACAUGCCAUUUAAAAGGCCGUCAUAUCCAGCAGUGAAACGAUACAAUCAGAAUCGGACGCUGCUUCAGACGCUACGGAUGGAGGAGCGAUUUAAAAAGAAGGAAAAAUCUCUCAGGAAGAGAUUGGCUACGAAGGGAAUUGAUUAUAGUUUCCCUUCAUUAGUCUUACAUAAAAAUGAGGAAAACACUUCGAACACUGGUCCUCAAAAUUCCAGAAAGCACCAGGCUUUACGUAAGAAGAAGAAAGCAGCUUCAGUCACUCCUAACACUCCUGAGAAGACCGUGGAGAGCCAGGGCCCCACACCAGCUUGUACACCAGCAUUUUUGGAGAAACGAAAAUCUGAAGUGGCUACAAUGAAUGAUGAUGCUAAAGAUAACGAGAUAGUUUUCAAACAGCCCAUAUCUGAUGUAGAAGGAGACACACAAGAGCCUCAAAUGCCUACACGUUCAAGGAAAAAAAGACGAAGAAAAAGCAACCACUGA